AGAGUGGGAGAGAAUCGGUUUUCGGUGAUAGUAUAAAGCAACGUGGAUACGGCCGCUGAAUCGUAGUCGUUUCUGUAAUUUGCUUCAGUGUCAACUUCAUUAGAAGUUCACCAUCAUGGCGUCUCUACGGAGGAAGAGAGUCUCGGUAGUCUCUCUUUCGGAGAGAAUGAAAGUCCCACCGAACAAACCAUCAGCAUGGUUCGGAUGUAGACAUGGCCAGGUGGGACUCAUGGGCCUAGGAUUCUUCUGUUGUUAUGCUAUCCGGGUAACGACGUCAGUAACCUUGGAGGCGAUGACCAAUGCAGCCAGUGCCAAUCCUAAUUUCGAGGAGUUUUAUUGGGAGGAAUCGGUGAAACACAUAAUCCUCAGCUCUUUCUUCUGGGGCUAUACCAUCACACAAAUACCUGCCAGUAUUCUCACUCAGAAAUGGACUGCUCAGGGUUUGUUUUCGGUGACCCUAGUCAUCUCUGGAUUGCUAACUAUCGCUACUCCCAUGGCCGCUCAUUAUGGUGGCUGGCAGAUGGUGAUCGCUUGCAGAGUAAUGUGCGGCCUCGUCCAAGGUGCUGUUUUACCGUGUCUGCACACCUUGCUAUCUAGGUGGUCGCCGCCUGAAGAGCGUGGUAGACUCUCAACGUUUGUUUAUUCCGGCGGCUGGAUCGGCAACGUAAUAUGCUUAUUAAGUACCGGUUUCCUCGCGGCAUCGUCCAUCGGCUGGCCUAGCUGUUUUUACGUUUGGGGAAGUCUUGGCGUCCUCAGCGGCAUCUGUUUCUACCUGCUCGGGCAGGAUUCACCUUCCGAACAUCCCAGAAUAUCUCUUGACGAAAAGGAAUACAUUGAGACGAGUCUGGGAAUAACUGAGAUCAACGAGAAACCCUCCACUCCGUGGAAGUCCAUAUUAGGGAGCUUGCCGGUCUGGGCAUUACUGAUGGCGCAAUGCGGACAGUCCUGGGGCUUCUGGAUGCUGCUGACGGAAAUCCCAUCCUACAUGAGUUCGAUUAUGCGUUUUGAUAUCAAGAAGAAUGGUAUGAUGACGGCGUUGCCCUAUUUAUCGGCGUGGCUCAUCAGCUUUCCGAUUAGCCAUAUAUCCGAUCUGUGUAUCAGAAAAAAAAUCGUGACAACGAAGAUGUCUCGGAAGAUUUGCAAUACAAUUGGUCAUUGGGUGCCGGCAGCUGCGCUGGUUGGGUUGGGUUACGUGGGGCAGGACCAGCCGGAAUUGGCUGUGGGUAUCCUCAUCAUCGCUGUGUCGUGCAACAUCGCUGCUUUUUGCGGCCAUAACAUUAAUCACAUGGACCUCAGUCCGAACUUCGCUGGUCCGCUUAUGGGAUUUACAAAUACUAUUGCAUCUGCCUGCGGCAUUCUCGCACCGCUGAUCGCCGGGGUGAUCAUCAAGGAUUCGACCAACAUAUUGCAAUGGCGAAGCGUGUUCUUUCUGUCGGCCGCAAUAUAUACGGUGGGCAAUCUAAUCUUCAUCCUAUUCGGCACCAGCGAAGUGCAAAAGUGGAAUGAUCCAAUUGAAAGCAAGAAGGAUAGCGUCAUGCGAAAAGUAUCGACAGCACUGGUGACCAUCGCGAAAAUACAGGAAAAGGAAGACGAGAGAAUUCCAUGACAAUCCAUGACAAAAAAAAAAUAGAGAAACGUAAUAUUAUGAGGCAAUAAUAGAUUUGUUUCCUAUUUUUUAUAUUUUAUUUUUCAAUUUAUGUAUUUAUCUGUGUGGAUGUGUGAUUUCUUGUGAUAACUUCUGAAUGAUUUAGAAUAUUAACAUUAUCUCAAAAAAGCGUGUAUAUAAUACCUUGACCAUUAAAAUGCUUUGACUAGAGAAGUUGAAUAUAAAUAUCAAAAAAUAUAUAUACACAUAUAUAUAUAGAAUUCACGUCGACUGCGUACAUAGGACCUACCAGAACAAUUUCUUUUUAAUUUACCCUCAAGAAUAUGUAAAAAUAAACAAAGAAAUUAAUUCCAUCCAAUUAAUUUCUAUUCUAGAUUCGGCGAUCACAGAAUUGCUGCAACUUGUAUCAAAAAGUUUA
Molecule: messenger RNA, 2024 nt
Organism: Acromyrmex echinatior (Panamanian leafcutter ant)
Lineage: Eukaryota; Metazoa; Arthropoda; Insecta; Hymenoptera; Formicidae
Product: putative inorganic phosphate cotransporter
Biological process (GO): transmembrane transport; monoatomic anion transport
Cellular component (GO): membrane
Molecular function (GO): transmembrane transporter activity
Source: RefSeq, a predicted model, not a curated record